GGUAGAGGAGCGGCGCCGAUGGCUGAGGGGACGGUUGCUCUCAUGUCGCAGGAAGGAGAGGAGGCUGCCGCUGUGCAGUGCCCUGUCCGGGCCGCCCUCAACCAUUUGUGUCAGGAACUCAAUCUGGACGUUGACAGCGCUUCGGCAGCUCUUCGAGAUUUCACAGCCUUGCGGGGCACCUACAGCCUUGAGGGAGACGUUAUACAUUGGUUGGCUUGUGCUCUCUAUGUUGCUUGCCGUAGAAGUGUAGUGCCUACUGUAGGAAGUAGUUUGAUGAAAGGAAAUUGUGUCUCACUGACCAGAAUUCUGCGUUCUGCAAAGUUAAGCUUAAUUCAGUUUUUUAGUAAAAUGAAAAAAUGGAUGGACAUGUCAAACCUGUGUCAAGAAUUUCGAGAGAGAAUAGAGAAGUUGGAGAGAAACUUUGAAGUGUCCACAGUAAUAUUCAAAAAAUAUACCCCAAUCUUUUUAGAUAUAUUUAAAAAUCCUUAUGAAGAACAACCUAAAUUUCAAAGAAGCAGGAAACAAAGACGGGUACCCUGUAGUGCUAAAGAUCUAUUCAACUUCUGCUGGACUCUAUUUGUCUACACAAAGGGUAAUUUCAGUAUGAUUGGAGAUGAUCUAGUGAACUCAUAUCAUUUACUUUUAUGCUGCUUGGAUAUGGUUUUUGCAAGUGCACUUUUGUGUCCAUAUAAAAAAGAUUUAAUAAAUCCAUCUUUCAAAGGUUUGCAAGAAGACUUUCAUACAACUGACUCCAGAACUUCUGAAAGGCCACCAUGCAUUAUUUCUACACUGUGUGAAUUACAUGAUGGACUUUUGGUAGAUGCCAAAGGCAUAAAAGAACAUUACUUUAAGCCAUAUAUUUCAAAGCUCUAUGAUAGGAAGAUUUUAAAAGGAGAUUGUCUCUUGGAUCCAAGCAACUUUGUAAAUAACAACAAAGCCCUGAAUAAAGAAUACGAAGAAUAUGUUCUCACAAAAGGUGAUUUUGAUGAAAGAAUUUUCUUGGGAGCAGACGCAGAAGAAGAAAUUGGAACACCUCAAAAAUGUUGUGCAGCUACACCAUGCGGAAAUAUAAGAGCUCAUGCUGAAUGUCAUCUUCAACAACAUUUUGAGAAAAGAUCCUUUGCACCAUCAACCCCUUUAACUGGCAGGAAUUAUUUGAAAGAGAAGGAAUCAGUAAUUACACCAGUUGCUUCUGCAACACAGAGUGUGAGCCGGUUACAAAGUAUUGUAGCAGGGUUGAAAAAUGCACCAAGUGAACAGCUUGUAGCUAUUUUUGAAUCAUGUAUACGGAAUCCUAUGGAGAAUAUCCUGAAAAGAGUAAAAAAGAUAGGUGAUAUUUUCCGUCAGAAUUAUACUCUCUCUGUCAAUAAUCAACUAGUAUGCCAUUUAGAUUUCGCUCUUCACCGAUUAAAAUUGGCAGAAAUUUUGUAUUAUAAAAGUUUGGAAACUAUAAUGAUACAAGAAAAGAGAAGGCUGCCUGGCAAAGACAUGUCUACCAUUUUAGAACAAGAUAUUUUCCAUUGCUCUUUGCUUGCAUGUUGUUUUGAAAUAGUGCUGUUUGCAUAUGGUUCACCAAGAACUUUUCCCUGGAUCAUUGAUAUUCUUAAUGUCAAGCCAUUCUAUUUCUAUAAGGUGAUUGAAGUAUUGAUUCGUUCGGAAGAAGGACUCUCCAGAGAUAUGGUAAAACACCUCAACAGCAUUGAGGAACAGAUACUUGAAAAUCUAGCCUGGAGAGAAAACUCUGUACUUUGGGAUGCCCUUCAAGCCUCAGAAGAUGAAGUUCCACGCUGUGAAGAAGUAAUAUUUCCGAGUAAUUUUGAAACAGGAAAUGGAGGAAAAGGAUUAGGAUAUCUUCCUAUGAUGCCAGCAUCUCCUAUCAUGCACCCCAGAGUAAAAGAGGUUCGGACAAAUCAUGAGGGCAGUCAUAGGCGAGAUUUGCAGCUAUUGUCUCCAAUCUCUAUUCAUGAUCGUUACAAUUCUCCUAUGGCAGGGAGUGCUAAAAGAAGGCUUUUUGGAGAUGAAAGCCCUCCCACAAAACCUGCAGAAAAAAAAUAUGCUGAAGCAAUGAAGCUGACAACAGACAAGCAUAUGCCUGUUUCACCUGAUGAAAUUGCUCUAAGUAUGGCACAAACUGCAGUAACAAGACAAAAAGUAACAAUCCCAUUACACGGUAAUACAAAUGAGACAGGAAGGAUCACAUUGAUACCUAUUGCAGUCAAUAUAUCUGAAGACUCUAAAGUGGACAGCUUUGGACAAGUCCCACUCAGUGCUGAUGCUUUAAUGACUGUUUGUCCAAGUCAGCCUUCUCCAAGUGAACCUUUUCAUUCAACAGGAAACAAGCCAAAGAAAACUGGAUCCCUAGCACUUUUUUUCAGAAAGGUGUACAAUUUGGCAAGUGUUCGAUUACGUGAUCUAUGCUCAAAACUGGAUGUUUCCAAUGAUUUACGAGGGAAGAUAUGGACUUGUUUUGAAUUCACGUUAGUCCAUUGUACAGAUCUAAUGAAAGAGAGACACUUGGAUCAGCUUCUUCUCUGUGCUUUUUAUAUCAUGGCAAAGGUGUCUAAAGAAGAAAGAACUUUUCAGGACAUAAUGAAAAGUUAUAGAAAUCAGCCACAAGCUAACAGCUAUGUAUACAGAAGUGUCUUACUGAAAAAAGUACAAACUGAUGUAAUAGAUGUAAAAUAUGAAAGCAUGUCAAAUGAAGGUGUCUGCAGGAAGAUGAAUGAUUAUAGAGAUUUGGAAAAAGAAGAGAGAGGCGAUCUUAUAAUGUUUUACAACACUAUUUAUAUAAAAAAAGUGAUAAACUUUGUACUGAAAUAUGUUUCCAACCAUGAUUAUAUGGUGGAAGCACCUCCACUUUCCCCCUUCCCCAGCAUUAAACAACUACCGAUAUCUCCUCGGCGAAUUUCUCAGCAACAUUCUCUUUAUGUUUCACCACACAAGAAUGGUUCUUGUCUAACACCUAAGAGUGCAUUAUUAUAUAAAUUUAAUGGGAGCCCCUCUAAGAGUUUGAAGGAAAUUAACAAUAUGAUUAAACAAGAAGGACAGAGACCUAAGAAGAGAGCAAUAUCAAUUGAUAGUGACACAGACUCACCAGCUAAGAGACUUUGUCAGGAGAAUGAUGAUGUUUUACUUAAACGUCUUCAAGAUGUUGUCAGUGAAAGAGCAAACCAUUAAAUCAGCAAAGAUGCUGUGAGCACUAAAGUUUUUUUGUGACUCAAUUCUCUGUCCUUCCUAAAGUUUUUAUGUUUUGUAGGUAGACGGUUAUCAGUGUAUUAAAAUUUUAAGAUGCUCCAUUAUCAAAACAAAAUUUAUGGCAGUUAUGAAUUUUGAUUUUUAUACUCUGAAUUUAUGUCAUUAUUUUGAAGGUUUUGAUCACAGCUAUAUUAAAUAAUGCAUUUUAAGGUUAUUAAAAGGUUAUUGGGAUAAUUAUGUGAAAGUAGGAGCUUGUGAGAAAAUCUUGAUUUAAGUUGGCUUUCUCAACAUUUACAAUGUCUAUUAUUUGCUGGCAUAGUAACUUGGGUAUGUGGUUCAUUUCAAAACAUUUUUGGUAUUGUUUAAAAGAAUAUUAGGAUCUAUGCAUUAUUUUAAUAUAAAAUAAGAUAAGGUAAUCAUUAAUACAGUAAGAUAAGGUGUUGUAAUUUAGAAUGGAGAUAUUUCCCCUGUUUGAAAGGUUGGAUAAAUGCUUUGAAUAAGCUGUUCUGUAAAGCAGGGGUCCCCACCCUUGGGCCGUGGCCUGUGCAAGCAGUUGGGGAGCAUGUGAGCGCAGGCAGCUCCAUUUGCGCAAGUGACAGGUGCAUAUGCCUGCCACUUGUGCAAAUGCAUGCACUCACACACUCACUGCUUGCACAAAAGCAUCCCCUCUCCCCUCCUGUCACUGUCACUGCCCGUGGUCUGCAGAGCCAGAAAGGUUGGGGACCACUGCUGUAAAGCACUGAACUGUUAGCUCCUAAUAGAAUGGCAAUCUUUGUACAGGAUGAGUUGGAGUAGGAUUUGAGGUAAUUGAUUUUAGCUUUGCUACUAGGACAAUUGUGUAAAAAUAUACUUUCAUUAUAGCCUAUAUCGGCUUACUUUUUUAUAAAUUAAUUUCCUAAAGUGAUACUGAGCCCCCGUUGAAUAAAUGGAUGCAUUCCUUGUAUAUAUAGAGUUUAAGAGGUGCAUAGGCAUCUAUAGUGCAGAAGCAGUCCUCUUGGUAUGUGUAUGAUAUGAGUAACAUGCAUUUA
Messenger RNA from Pseudonaja textilis, 4223 nucleotides. It is a transcript of the gene RBL1, whose product is annotated as RB transcriptional corepressor like 1. Gene Ontology annotation, biological process: regulation of transcription by RNA polymerase II; negative regulation of G1/S transition of mitotic cell cycle; cell differentiation. The record is from RefSeq and is a predicted model, not a curated record. Gene Ontology annotation, cellular component: chromatin; nucleus; transcription regulator complex. NCBI's taxonomy places the organism in Eukaryota, Metazoa, Chordata, Lepidosauria, Squamata, Elapidae. Gene Ontology annotation, molecular function: RNA polymerase II transcription regulatory region sequence-specific DNA binding.